UGUAGACUUAAUCCUUUGUCGCCACAUUGAUGCUCUGGUAAAAGGAGUCGUCAUAGAUUUCAUAGAUGACGCUCGCCUGAAAACAAAGAGGGGACGACAUGAACACAGCGGAGCUGCAGUGAUGGUAUUUACAGGUGAGGCCGUUUCCACCCGAACAAACCGCUAAAGAAGCGUUUUGUGCUGGAGGUUUGAGGAGACAGCAGGUCUUCAAGGUUUCAGCUUCUCUGAGUGAAACCACCAGCUUCUCCUCGUAUUCCUGUUUAAUAGUUCUGAGGAGCCUCUGGGAGCCUUCAUUUGCUGAUAGUAACGCUAACAACUAAAUGACUAAAUGACAGCUGAACCACACAGACAUCCCACAGAUCAGUCCCACCCCCCUGUGUGUGAAACAUCAGGUUCACGCACCCGGACACGGACUGAACCGAACCGAACCGAACCGACACCCACCAUCGAUGAGCGCCAGGAAGGAGCCGGUGGAGUUCACCAGACCUCUGUGUCGCCCACGGUCACACGUCGGAUCUCCACAUACAGGCGUCCCUGUGUGGACACGAGGCCGUGCCGUCCAGACCAGGACACGGUAUCAGUGGUGUCAAUGAGAACGUGGAUACAGAGGAACCACCUGCUUCCAUUGGCUGCUCCCUCACAUGAAUAAAGCCCUGUCUCCAGCUACGUAGGUGAGGAUGAAACCGGACGUGAUGUUCAGGGGCGCUGAGGUGAGUCAGGACGUCAGUGAUGAGCAGUUCGAGUACCAUUAGUACCCGGUUGGUUCUGCAUCUGUUCUAACCACAUUCAUUCAAUCAAACUCACAGAGGCUGUACCUGCCAUGAGCACUGUGGCGUUGGCUGUUUGAAUCUGGAUGUUUCCUUCUUCACACAGAAACGCCACGUUUCCAGACAGGAGUGAGAAGCAGGUGAUGCUCCUGCUCUGCCCGGCGGCGCCUGUGUAAAUGGUGGAUGCUGCACGGAGCCCAGCGUUUCCUCCACACAGCUGUAAAACUCAGUCUGAUGGAGUAGGAGCAUCCAAACAAAGGCAGUCGGGCCUCAGUGCUCACCUGAAAGGAAGCACACGAGCUCAACCUGCACGACUUUCAUUCUGAAUCUGAUGCAGAUGGAAACUCUCUGUCCAUCACUUCACUCGAGUCUGAUGAGCCACAAAGAGCAGACACACAACAACCGCAUGGUUCGGUUCCUCAUUUAACAAACAAUAUCUCAAUGGCACAAACUAGAACUGACUAGAAAUGAGGAAGCAGGUCGUGUGCGCAGGAACUGCAGACCCGACUUUGUUCCUGUGUGAAGCUGUUGAUGUGGGUUGAAGGCAGAACCGCGUCCACGUUAGAACAGGGCCUGAACUCCUCUCGCGUCCUGUUGAGUCUCCAGAUACAAACACAUCCCUUCAUUCAUGAAGUGGAGCCUGACGGAGCGGUGCUUAUUCCACCGUUAUUCAAGCACGCGGUUCAACUCUCGGCUUUUCUCUUUUCUGGCGCUGUUCUUCUUGAACUGUUCUUCUUCCUGUUUCACUUCCCCUUCAUUCACUUCCCUUUCAUUCGCUUCCUCACAGUUCAGCUCGUUGUUCUUCCCAGUUCCUUCCUCUGGGCUGAGUGUCAGAGCAGAAGCACGACACAAAUUAAUGUGCCUUCAUAACUGACUAAAUAUUUUGAAUGGACAUCAGAUCAGCAUUAGAGGCCAGGAAGUGACAUGGUUUCAGUCUGUCAAACUGUGCUGGUUUAGUGUGAGCAGCUUCAGACGGACUCGUGUUAGCAUCCAGUUAUGAAACGCAUCACUCUGAACCUACGGAGAGCCUCAGCCGGCAUAUCAGUGAUAUGAUGUUCAGGGAUUCUGUUUAUCACGUCCUACAGAGGCACAGGCAGAGCUUGGAGGAGGGACUCAUCAUUAGAGAAGUGAAAAUGUCUCAGUGUGUCUGUGAGCGGGACCGAGAAACCACCAAAGCAGAAUAUGAAGGUCUUUGCCUGCUUGGCCUGUGUCUUCCUCUCCCUGCAGGACGGAGGCGCUGCAGGGAUCCUCAUCUUUACUGGAGUGGCAGGAGAGGACCUGACCGUUCGGUGCCCACUCGCUGCGUCUGCAGCUGGGAUGUUCUUCUGCAAGGAACGAUGUGCAGAAGGAGACCCUCGGAUCGAGUCGAGCUUCGAACGCGCUCAGAACGCUCGGUUCAGCAUCAGACAUGACGCUGGAGGUUCUCUUCAAGUGACCAUCACACAGCUGAUGAAGUCUGACGAGGGACAGUACAGAUGUGGCUUCGGCACAGCCGCAUCGUCCACAUUAUUCAGGCAGAUGGAAAUCAUUGUCGUAGACGCGGUGUUGGACGGAAGCCAUGACUCUACGAUUAGACUUCACUCCACAUCUGGAAGCAGCGUCUCCGUUCGAUGCAGCUUCGCUGUCAGUGGAAAGCAGAAGUUCUUCUGUAAGGAGCAGUGCAGGGAGGAGGAGCUUCUGGUCGCCACAUCCCAGAGCACAGAGAGGAACGGGAGGUUCAGCAUCAAGUAUCUGGACUCCUCUGCAUUCGCACACCUGUAUGUGAGCAUCACACAGCUGACCGCGGCCGACGCUGGCUGGUACUGGUGCGGCCUGGACCAGUCCGCCCUGCGCUUUGAGGUGGUGGUCACAGAGGGCGCCGUGAGGCUGAGCGUGGCUGCGCCGCUGGUCGUCGCUGGCGUCCUGUCGUCCGGCGCCGCGCUGAUAAUCUGCAGGAGGAGCCGGCGCUGCGCUGAAGGUGAGACAGGACGUGUCCACUGGUCCAGAACCCGUCCCAGCUGUGAACAGCCUCAUCACCCCGUCUUCUCCACAGGUGUGCGGAGAAGAGGAGCCGCGCGUGGCACCAACAAAGAGGCCGUUCUCUACGAGAACGACUCCUCUGUGUCCAAACGAGCCGACUCCAUCUACAUGAGCCUCGAUCCAGCCUCCAGGGACCUGGACCAGAGCUACGCCACCCUGACGCCUGGUGACCUGGUGUUGGAUUAGUCAUUCGACCACAAAUUCAAUUCUACCUUUUGAUUAUUGUGAAUGUGUCAACGCUGAUUACAAACAUUUCUUACAAACAAAGCUCAUCCAUGUGUUUGCGUCGAACCCCAAACGACUCAAAUGUUUGAUAUGAGACUAAUAAACUGAGACCGAUG
Molecule: messenger RNA, 3127 nt
Organism: Betta splendens (Siamese fighting fish)
Lineage: Eukaryota; Metazoa; Chordata; Actinopteri; Anabantiformes; Osphronemidae
Product: polymeric immunoglobulin receptor-like
Exons: 5
Coding region: 1950-2972 (340 amino acids)
Source: RefSeq, a predicted model, not a curated record